AAGCGUUUUUGUUUUCAGGUAAUGUUGUUGAAGUAACUGGUGGUGAAGACACAUAUACAAGUACUGAAAUAGAGGGAGGAAAAUCGAGAAUCUAUCUAUAAUGUGGAACCAACUUCAAAACAUGUUCUCUAACGAAGAAAACUCACGUCUUGAUAAUUUAGAUGAAACAUUUACUAGCUUUUGCAGAACUCCAUUACACAUAGCAGCUAUGUCUGGUGAUGUCAACAUUGCAUCAAAAAUCCUUUCUAUGGUACCUGAGGGUCUUGAUCUUUCAUUGAAACAAGACUCGAAUGGAUUUACUCCACUCCACCUUGCUUCUGUGAGAACAAGUAUUCCGAUGGUGAGAUUGUUGAUGGAGGCGAAACCUGAUGCUUGUAUAGUUCAAGAUGGAGAUGGAAGAACACCUCUACAUCUAGCAGCUAUGAAGAAUCAAGUGGAGAUCAUGAAGUUACUAAUGGAAGGACUACCCGCAGCAAUUCACCUAAGGAAUCAUCAAAAUGGGGAGACCAUACUUCACUUUUGUGUAAAAAACAACACUAAUCUGAAGACUCUUAAGCUAUUGGUAAAGAAGUUGGUGCAUGCGCCACUUCCAGAGCAAAAUCCAAAUCCUAUAUCUAUCAACUCCACGAACAACGAUGACAACACAAUCUUGCAUCUUGCUGCGGAAAUUGGGAAUAUGGAGAUUACAAAUUAUUUACUGCUGAAUAGUUAUGUAAGAAUUGAUAUAAAUAUCGUAAACAAAAGGCGACUCAAAGCCUUGGAUAUUUUAUCGGAAUCUGAACAGAGUGAUCUAAAAUUUGGGUUUUAUGGUUACCAUGUACGCCACCACCAGCAUAAGAGUCAAACCUUGUCUAAAAAUAGUGAUCAUAAAGGGCUGAAAGACAGGGUAAAUGCAUUAAUGGUGGUGGCAACAUUGAUAGCAGGAAUUGCCUUUCAAGCUGCAAUGAACCCACCAGGUGGGGUUUGGCAAGAUGAUUCAAUAGUUCACUCUGGUACUGACCCCAUUACUUUUGCUUAUUAUGUUGAUCAUAUGUAUAGCACCUCUAUAUCUGGUGGUUUGGAUAUGUACAUACAAGACAACUUGCCAUAUUAUGAUAUCAAUACUAUCCACCGAAAUGGGAAAAAAGGGAGGAGUCAUUAUAAUACCACUCAGUUUGUGAAGGAUUUAAGGAACCUACAAAAUUAUUAUUCUGAAGAGACAGAUUACGGUUUAAUUCUAGAAGAUUUCGUGUUUACGGAGGUUGUUUCGUAUUACAACAGUACUGGGAAUAGUAGCAAUGGUAUUUUCUUUCCUUAUUUAAUACGAUUUGCGGGAAGCCCUAUAUUAGCUUACAUAUGGCCCGACUACUAUAUGGCGUACAUGGUUACUAAUGGAGUUGCUUUUUUUGCGUCUCUCACUAUAAUAUUUCUGGUCAUAUGUGGGUUCAUGAUCGAAACAUCUGUCACCCAAGUUCGAAUUCUUGUUGUGUUGAUGUGUAUUUCAAUUGGAUGCAUUUCCUUCAGUUAUUUUUCGAUAUUAGUAGCUAUGAUACCAGAUUUUCUUGGAGCAGUUCGUGUGUAUUUGGUACUCCAACUAUUUUUGGGAGUCUGCUGCGUGUUGGGAGUACUAUGGUUCAUCAUUAGUACUGCAUGGAAGAUAGUGAAGCUACGAAAGAGAACGAGGAACCACCAUAUUGGAGUUAUUAAUUAUCUUAAAACGCUCUUCUUCAGCAUGGACGCGAAGGCCGUAGGAAAACUGAUUUUAUUUAUUGCAGCUUACUCUGCUUUUCGUUAUACCGGAUGUCUUUAUGAUGGUUGUUGGUUCAAUUUUAUCCCAUUUUUGUAUUAAACCAGAUUCCGAUUUGAUGGUUUCCAGUUUUUAUGCUUUUUUGGGUCUUGUUAACCUAUAUACCCGUAUAUAUAAGUCAAGGAAUAAUGAUUAGUUUGUUGAAGA
Messenger RNA from Papaver somniferum (opium poppy), 1933 nucleotides. RefSeq lists its product as uncharacterized. The transcript has 2 exons. The record is from RefSeq and is a predicted model, not a curated record. The coding region runs from base 101 to 1828 and encodes 575 amino acids. NCBI's taxonomy places the organism in Eukaryota, Viridiplantae, Streptophyta, Magnoliopsida, Ranunculales, Papaveraceae. Gene Ontology annotation, molecular function: protein phosphatase 1 binding; protein phosphatase regulator activity. Gene Ontology annotation, cellular component: plasma membrane.